UUCUGCUUUUUGCCUCUACAGCCAACAAGCGCCGGAGCUUGUAUGGAAGUCCGUACAACCAGCAGAGUUAUGGAAGUCCUUAUAGCACAAAUGCAGCCAACAGCCCUUACAGCAGUGGCUUCAACUCCCCCUCCUCAACCCCAAGCAGAGUGCCCAUCGUGCGACAGCAACUAAUGCCCAGUAACGCAAUUCAUCAGAGAAACUCUGCAGCAGAGAGGAAUCCUCCUGCAGUUAGUCCGCAGUCAUCGGUGGACAGCGAGCUGAGCACGUCAGAAAUGGAUGAGGACUCAGUGGGAUCCUCAACGACCUAUAAACUCAAUGAUGUCACUGAUGUCCAGAUAUUGGCACGCAUGCAGGAAGAGAGCUUGAGACAGGAAUAUGCUGCAACAGCAUCCAGACGGAGCUCGGGUUCAUCCUGCCACUCCCUGCGGCGCAGCACCUUCAGUGACCAGGAGCUAGAUGCUCAUAGUCUGGAGGACGACGAGGAGGCGGUGCACCCGGCCUUUCACCUGCCCUCCAACCGUUUCAGCCCCUCCCCUCGCCACUCUCCCCGUGUCCCGAGAAACUCUCCCCGCUCGCGCUCACCUGCUCGUUCCAUCGACUAUAGCCACAGCCGGGGUUCUCCUCAGCCCAUCAUCAGCCGCCUGCAGCAGCCUCGUCACUCGCUGCAGAGCCACGGGCAUGACCUUCAGACUAAUGUGGUGAAAAAUGAAGAAAAACUGCGCCGAAGUCUUCCUAAUCUUACACGCACCUCGGUGGCCGCGGCAGUUCAGGCUCCAGAGCCCGUGAAGAACAGUCGCAGCUGUGAGUCCAACCUGCAAGUGCCAAACGGCGGCUCCCCCCGACACCAGAGCCAAUCUGCCAUCCCACUCUCCUGUUGCUUUGGAGAAGAAGGUGAUUUCAUUCCAUCUCCCAGUAAACUACGGACUCCUGCCACCCAUCACCACUAG
This is a messenger RNA of Maylandia zebra (zebra mbuna), 950 nucleotides long. The record is from RefSeq and is a predicted model, not a curated record. Lineage: Eukaryota; Metazoa; Chordata; Actinopteri; Cichliformes; Cichlidae.